CAAACCGUAACAGUCUUCCAUUACAACGUCUCAUCAGAAACCACCCGCGGCCGAUACAGUCUGUACUGCUUUAGCCAAUAGCACACAUUCACCGUCCAUCGAUCCACUCGAACAGUAGACCAAGCUAAAGGUCUAUAAGCCAUACAAAACCAUCGAAUCCACAUCCGGACUCGAACAGACAACACUUUCUCAGAAUCACUCCGCCAUUCGCCACAAUGUCGUUCCGAUUCGCGCCACUGCUUCGUCAAAGGCUCUUUACUACAUCAUCACGUGCACGCGCCGCCAUCUCCAUGGAGGAUGCCGCUGCCGCACACAUCACCACCACAGCUAACACUGUACCCCGUCUUGGGAAGAUAGCACGAUGGUAUUUACCGACCAUGGCAAUUAUUGCCGGUGGCUUUGGUAUUACUAAUGCCUUGAACGAAGCCAACCGCAAGGUGCAUCAGGCACUUGAGCCCACACAAGAACAGAAGAACAUGGCUCUGAUGGAAAUGUACGGAGAGCGAUCAAGUCUGGAAGAUAUGGAGCGCGCUAUUGCGGGCCUUGAGUCUAAGCUUGCCAGCAAAAAAGACAAGCGCGCAGUCCUAGAAGAGGCGUACGGUGACAAGUCAAGCCUGAAGGACCUUGAGAGGGCGAUGCAGCUUUACGAAGUACAGUGAAGUUUGGUGGUACAAAGGAGAUGAAUACAUAAGGUACACUUGCUCCGAGUUAAGAGAAGAGCACUCGAUUCCGGGGAUGAAGACUUGGGAGGGAAGUUGAGGACGGAGGAACAUUGCUCGCGCGACGAAGGUUUGAGACCACACCGCCGAGCCACGACAUGAACUCCCCAAAACAGGGCAUGGCGCAUCACUACCACUGUAUGAGGCCCAAUAAGGUCCCUCAAGACACAUGCGCGUCCACAAUGAUUAUGAGCGCAUCCGGGGAUAGGAAUCCCUAGGGGUGGCAAAAGUCACACGAAGAGCGAUUGGCAACUUUCGGGAUAUACAUCACCAAAGACCAGCAAGCAACUCACUACUAUCAACUCACAACAAAUAUACCAAGUUCAUUUGUCACCCAA
Parastagonospora nodorum SN15 is the source of this 1057-nucleotide messenger RNA. RefSeq lists its product as hypothetical. The coding region runs from base 216 to 659 and encodes 147 amino acids. NCBI's taxonomy places the organism in Eukaryota, Fungi, Ascomycota, Dothideomycetes, Pleosporales, Phaeosphaeriaceae. The record is from RefSeq and is a predicted model, not a curated record. The transcript has 3 exons.